GUAUUAAUUCAUAUUAAUGGUCAAAAUAGUUUUUGCAGCGGUUACAUUUUGGUUAAAUGUCAGAUUACAGGUUAGGACGUGUUUCUCUGUUUCUCCUGGCAUGUUUCCUUACUUCAGCGUGUUUGGUUUUCUGGAGAUUGCCAACAGUGAGAAGAUUUCAUCCCCCCAGUCCUAAACCCGCUCGCCCAAAAAACGCAUCUAUAAUUUCAGCACAAGACAUGGGAAUCACUCAGGAGGAGUGGGAUAGACUUCGGAAGGCUUGUGACUGGCCCGGUCCAGAUGGAGAAAUCACUCGGCUGGAUCAGAGCACAAGUCCAGUCCACACAACAUUCUCUGUUGAGGGACUCAAUGACACGUACAAAGUGGGAGAUACGAUCCGCGUGACCAUCACAGCCAGAGACCACAACAACACCGUGAAAUCAUACGGAGGCGACUUUUUCAGAGCGAAGCUUUUGAAUUUGACCUUAAAGGUAUGUUUUUGA
Triplophysa rosa is the source of this 482-nucleotide messenger RNA. RefSeq names its product NXPE family member 4-like. The transcript has 2 exons. The record is from RefSeq and is a predicted model, not a curated record. The coding region runs from base 57 to 482 and encodes 141 amino acids. Lineage: Eukaryota; Metazoa; Chordata; Actinopteri; Cypriniformes; Nemacheilidae.